Messenger RNA from Lathyrus sativus (Indian pea), 345 nucleotides. NCBI's taxonomy places the organism in Eukaryota, Viridiplantae, Streptophyta, Magnoliopsida, Fabales, Fabaceae. The record is from the annotation of a GenBank genome assembly.
AUGGAAGGUGAACAAGAGGUAGAUGCAGAGGAUGGAGCAGAGUUGGACAUGACCAAUGCAAUUGAUGCACUGUGUAAAAGGUUUAGGUUAUUAGAUGUUGCAAGAAAGAGAGCACUAAAAAUAAGGGUGUUUGAAAUUUCUUACUCCACUACAACAAACAUGUGUCCACCGCCUGAAAAAAUAAAAACCAAAGGAGUGAAGAGAAAAGGGAAGAAAUAUGUGGGAUAUGAUGUUUAUCGUGAUCCUUCAUAUCAUGAGUAUGUUUAUCAAGCACAGCAGUUCUCAAAAAUCUUCAAAGAGGCCAUGUUCACAGUUAUCCUAAACCUCAAAGAAGAAACCAUCUAA